AUGGCCCAGAGCCCCAACUCCGUCGGUUCCUCGUCCCUGGACCUUGGCACGCGCUUGGCGCGACUCCAGGAUCCCACCUCGACCUACACCGUCGAACAAUUGGAAUCCCUGGACAUGCAGACUCUAGUGCAGUUCCAAGUGGAUUUCGGAAAGAAGAUGGUCGGAAAGACCUUCGCAGAGGCCCUGGAGAGCAGUCCCGAAUGGGGCAAGUGGUGCUGCGAUCAUCUUCAGGACAGUGCCAAAGUGAAGCAUCGUGCUCUGCUGAUCUACAUUCGCAAGUAUGUCGAACAGGCAGAGGCAAUCGAGGCCGUGCUGCAAAGCUCACCUUCGGACACAGAUCCACACGAUCCCAGGACCCGGGGCAGCUCCGCCAAGGCAGCGCCCAAGAGCAAGCCCAAGGUGGCCGCGAAGCCAUCGCAAGCUUCCGCGGAAGACCCGUGGGACGUGAUCUCAGCGAUCGAGCCAGACGGCUCAGUCGUGGAGGAUCAGGUGAACGCCCUCGCUGGCAGGAUGAAUCACAUGGAACAGAUCAUGGAGCAGGUCCUCGGGGCAAUUCAGCAGCUGCAUGUGACCCAGCACUGGGAUAAGCAAGAGGUAGAAGACCAUGCCCGAAGCCUUGUCCAACGGCAAGCCACAGCAACUGAGCUGAAGAGAUUCCUGCGUUCUGUGCCCUGGCACCUGCUGGAUGCAUCGCCUGCAAGCUUGACCGCGUCCUCUCCGACAGAUACCUUGAAGGAACCCGCCUAUCUUACGUUUGGCUCUUUUCGGCAUGGGGGUGUUCAGGGAAUUACUCGGGUGUCAAAAGAGUUCCCCUGGGUAACGCAAGCUCUUACUCGUGUUCUUCGGUUGACGGACCCUCAGCAUCCCUUCACCACCGUGGCCAUAUCGUGCAACACCUCUGCCCCACCGCAUCGCGAUGUCCAUAAUCUUUCGGGGACCUCCAACUUAGUGGUUCCUCUGAACUACCCGUCCAACGGCGGAGAAGUGUGGUCUGCAGACAAGGCGCAUCCUCACCAGAGGGAGCACGUUGUCGAAUGCAAUCGUCAGCCACUGGUAGGCUUUUCAUUGAAGACAGCGGAAAGAGCAUCUGUGAGUGAUGCAGAGUGGCUUCGACAACAUGGUUUUCCGGAGUCAGCCGAUGCACCCGCCAACUGUGUAGAUGAGCGUCCCAAUUCUGAACUGCCAUCUCCUCUCCGAUGCGAGCUGACAACUGCUUCCUCACUGUUGACGUCUUCCGAUGUCACCAGCAUUGCCCAAGAUGCUGCCGUGGCCUGUGCCAAUGCGUAUGCACGUGCCGAGGAUGCUGCCUGGGCUGUCUACCAAGAUUCCCAACUCAGUUACGGGGUUCCGAAAGGAAAGCAGUUAGAUCUCUUAGAAGUGUAUGCCUAUGACAACAGCCAACUUACGUCAUGGGUCAAUAGGCUAGGAGGUAAAGCAAGACGCUUCACUAGAACCGAUGGGGACCUUUCGUCUCCAGAGGGCCAACGACGGUUAUGGGACAUCAUUCAACAGGAACAGCCCAGGCACAUCUGGAUGGCUCCUGAGUGCCGUCUCUGGUGCUCAUGGACCAACCUUCACUCUGCCAGGAGUAUACCAAGUACGCAGCAUCACUUGCCAGCUCAGAAGCGUGCCGCCGACCCCAGCUCCCUUGCUCAUGAGCGAGGACUCAUUCAACAGAGAUUGCCAGAGAUCCAAGUCCAAGUAUUGCAGGCGUGGGCGCCUCCGCCCAUUCCCAUCCAUGGCCCGGCGUUUAGGAAUCUCAGCAAAGAGGAGAAGAGCACUCUCAUCCGGGUGCACGCAAACUUAGGGCACCCUGCCCCUCAGACACUUUCCAAUCACUUGCGGGCCGCCGGUGCUGAUCCAUCGCUUGUUCAAGCAGCGCUCGAGUACCAGUGUGAUUCCUGCCUGGAAUCUGUGGAGCCUCGACUCCAACGUCCAAGCAAGCUCUCUGAGCCUCGUGAGUUCAACGAUGUCAUUGGGGUUGAUGGGUUUUUCUUUAAGAGUAAGUCCGGGUAUAAGUCGUAUGUCCUGCAUGCCUUGGACGAGGCCAGUUGCUUUCACAUGGGACGUCGAACUCAGUCCCGACAAACCGCGCAUGCUUUGGAAUCCUUGACCAAUUUUUGGUUCACCUGGGCCGGUAACCCUCGAAAAAUUUACUUAGAUCCCGCAGGAGAAUUUAGGUCAUCUGAAAUUUUGGACCAUUUCCAAAGCUUGAGCAUUCAAACUUUUGUGACUGCAGCCGCCUGGCAGCGCGGACGCCUUGAGCGCCACGGCGAUGUGUUGAAGGACAUUCUGCAAAGACUUGAUACUCAGAUGCCCUUGAUCAACGAUGUUCUCUUCGACCAAGCCCUUGUACAAGCCCUUCAGGCCAAAAAUGCCCUAAUGAGGUUUAAAGGUUAUGCGCCUGAACAAAUCGUACUUGGUAAGUCUCUGCGAAUCCCUGGGAGCGUUACGUCCGACGAAGACCUGUCUGCCCAUGCUAUAGUAGAAGGAUCCGACUUGGAAGCAGAGAUGCAGCGUCAAAGGCUGGAGUUGCGAUGCAUGGCGCGCAAAGCGUUCUGGGAGGCUGACAACUCCCAAACGAUACGAAGGGCAAUGCUUCGCCGAUCGCAUCCCAUGAGAGGUGGAGCCAAUGCGUUCCGCGAUCUCAUGGAUUCUGCCGUGCCUGAAGCCGCAGCCCCUUCCGUGCCUUCUGCCCUGCCAAGCAGUGAAGCUGUUGAUCCAAUGAGUGUUCCUGUUCCCGAGUCGGAUGAUGGACUGGUUAGCGAAAACAUUUUUCUAGCUUGUGAAAAUAUUGGAAUUUCAGAGGCAGACGGUAAUGAACUUGUUGCUUUUACGCACGUGGAGACGUCUGAGGAAGCGCAGGGUCCACCCCUUGCUGAAGACGGGUUUCCCUACAUCACACAACCCCUUGAAUGUGGAGAGCAACAAGCUUACUGCUUGGAAAUACCAAUGAAUGCCAAAAACUAUCGCAAAUGUCUCCGUGAAGAUGCCCGAGAGCAGAUGACUCUCUUAGCUUCCGUCAGCAAACGAUCCCGGUCCGAAGUAUACCUCAAAGACCUCAAUGCCCAGGAACGCCAGCUUUUUGCUCAGGCCAAAGAUAAAGAGAUUCAGUGUUGGUUACAGACUUCUGCCAUCAAAGCUGUUCUAAGGUUAGUGGUGUUAGGCUAUCAAGAUCCAAAGCUGGUUGAGGUCAUGCGGGACGCGCCCACGCUUUCCCGCGAAGGGCGAUUCACUCGUCACCCCUUGGAACCAUGUGUCUUUAUGCUUUACACCGGCCAUCAGUUAAACGGGAUCCUGGGGAUGCAUGUGGACGACGGUGUUGGAGGGGGAGACACGAAGUUCAAUGCAAAACUACAGGAGCUGGAAAAGAAACUCCCUUUUGGAAGUAGAAAGUAUCGUGACUUUGUCUUUACGGGGAUUCACCUUCAACAGCUUCCCGACUUUUCCAUAAGAGCGUCCCAAAGUAGUUAUGUGCGCAACAUUCCUCAGAUCGACAUUGGUCGUCCUCGGCGUAUGACUCCAGAAGCUCAGAUCAAUGAGUCUGAGCGAUCCAAGCUACGUGGUCUUGUGGGCAGUCUUCAGUAUGCGGUCACGCAUACUCGACCUGAUAUUGCCGCGAAACUAGGUGAAGUCCAGAGCCAGAUCACGCAAGCUACCGUGCAGACUCUCCUGUUGGCCAAUAAGGUCUUGCGGGAAGCCCAGGAGCAUCACGCGGUAUGCAUUUACUUCUUACCCAUCACACCGAGUGAGCUCACAUUUGUCUCCUUUGGCGAUGCUUCUUUCGCUUCCUCCAAAAACCUCAAUUCGCAUCAAGCAGCCUUGGUCUGUGCAACAGAUUCGUCCACUCUUUCAGCUGAAGCAUAUGCAAUGUCCAAAGCGGUGGAUCUUCUUGGGUGGCUCCGAGCCAUGUGGGGUGUCAUUCACGUGCCUGACUUUUCAUGGCAGAAGCCAACAGAAGGCUUCAAAAAGCUGCCAACUGCAGUGGUGGUCACCGACUGUAAGUCUCUGUAUGACUUGGUCACCAGGUUGGCCAUGCCAUCAUGCGAAGAAUACAGGACCACAUUAGAGGUUCUCCUAAUCAAACAACGUUGUGAGGAGAACACUUGUUUCAGAUGGAUACCCACCACACUGCAAGCAGCCGACAGCUUGACAAAAGCCAUGGAUGCCUCACUGUUGCGUGCUGUAUUGUCCCAAAGCAGAUUUAAAUUGUAUGACAGCGAUAACACACUAGAUAAGGCGGCGCAAAGACAACAGGCAGUUCAGUGGAUCUCCCAGAAUCCACAUCAGCUCGCACAGAUCUGA
Molecule: messenger RNA, 4305 nt
Organism: Symbiodinium natans
Lineage: Eukaryota; Dinophyceae; Suessiales; Symbiodiniaceae
Source: the annotation of a GenBank genome assembly